This is a messenger RNA of Haliotis rufescens (red abalone), 3797 nucleotides long. RefSeq names its product SCO-spondin-like. Gene Ontology annotation, cellular component: extracellular region. Bases 99 to 2999 code for a protein of 966 amino acids. The transcript is spliced from 16 exons. The record is from RefSeq and is a predicted model, not a curated record. Lineage: Eukaryota; Metazoa; Mollusca; Gastropoda; Lepetellida; Haliotidae. Gene Ontology annotation, molecular function: chitin binding.
AUUGGUAUAUAUAUGCCUCUCUCGCCAUCACAAACCAACAGAGAGUCUUCAGAUUGCAGACUUAACGAAACAUUUCUGGAAGAGAACGCACCACAGUGAUGGGUAAUAUAAAGUUGACGAGUCCCGUGGUUCUGCUGUGGCUGGCGUUAUUCAUCGGCGGUGGAGCCUGUACAAGUAUGUCACCAAGGUGCAAGAACCUGCUUGAUGUUGUUGCCGUUGUCGACGGCUCCGACAGUAUCGAUGAUGCCGAUUUCCGCAAACUGAAGAAGGCCGUAAUACAGAUAUCGGAUGCUCUCGACCUGAGUGAGACAGGAACGAUGUUUGGAGCUGUUGUGUACAGUUCAACUGUUUCUGAAACAGCAGCACUCAGCAGCAAUAGUGCUGCCCUGAGGUCAGAGAUCUCCCAGUUUGGCCACCCCAAGGACGGGACAGCAACCCAUCUCGGUAUUCGGAGGAUGACUGACAUGAUGCAGAAUCAGGGCCGUGCUGAUGUUCCCAAGGUCGGCAUCGUCAUCACCGAUGGGCGAUCUAAGAACCCGGCAGCAACCCAAACUGCUGCAGCUGCCGCCAGAAAAGCAGGGCUCAACAUGUUUGCUGUCGGGGUCGGAUUUUCCAUCAACACAACAGAACUUAACGGUAUCGCCUCCUCCCUGGGAAAUGUCUUGAAGCUGAAUGACUUUGAUGAACUUCUUGACAAUGUUUUAGCCCUGGUCCAGAGAGUGUGCAGAGUUGACGGAAACUGGUCUGAGUGGACAGUUACAAUCGGAGAUUGUUCAGCGUCGUGUGGAGGAGGAUCUAGAACCAUCUCCAGGACCAGGACCUGCACCAACCCUGCUCCCAGCAACGGUGGAGAGGACUGUGUAGGAGAGUCGAAAGAGGAGGAUUCAGAAGAGUGCAACUCUGAUGGAUGUCCAGUAAAUGGAAGCUGGUCUGUGUGGACGGUUCUAACCGGAGAUUGUUCAGCGUCGUGUGGAGGAGGAUCUCAAACCAUCACCAGGACGAGGACCUGCACCAACCCUGCUCCCAGCAACGGUGGAGAGGACUGUGUGGGGCCCGCGACCAAGGUCACUAACAAAACCUGCAAUAUUGGUGGAUGUCCAGUACACGGAAGCUGGAGUGAAUGGGUUGAAUCUACAUCCACGUGCUCAGCAUCUUGUGGAGGAGGAUCUCAAACCAUCACCAGGACGAGGACCUGCAACAACCCUGCUCCCAGCAACGGUGGAGAGGACUGUGUAGGAGAGUCGAAAGAGGAGGAUUCAGAAGAGUGCAACUCUGGUGGAUGUCCAGUAAAUGGAAGCUGGUCUGUGUGGACGGUUCUAACCGGAGAUUGUUCAGCGUCGUGUGGAGGAGGAUCUCAAACCAUCACCAGGACGAGGACCUGCACCAACCCUGCUCCAAGCAACGGCGGAGCGGACUGUGUAGGAGAGUCAACCCAGAGUUCUACAUCGAGCUGUAACGCUGAUGAAUGUCAAGUGGACCUGUGUGACGGCUGCCUGUAUGCCAAUGGUAUCGGGUAUAUGCCCUACCCCUCUGACUGCUCUAGGUACGUUCAGUGUUGGGAGGAAGGCUCCCAGCCCAUCGUCAGGCCGUGUGCCCCCGGGACGCUCUGGGACCAGACCGACCUCACCUGUAAACUUGCUAGUGCUGUUUCAUGCGGUUCCCCAUCUCCAGCACCAACAACAGCCGCCCCUAGUGCUUGUAAUGGAAAGAGGGAGGUUGCCGGCAACAAGGCUGUGUACCAGCUGUAUGUCAAUGGUCACGGGUGGUUGAACAGGCCAUGCCCUUCUGGAACCGAGUUUAAAGCCGCCCUGUGUCGCUGUGACACUUCAUAUGUACAUAUUCCUGUCAAUGGAGGCUGGGCUCUGUGGACGGAUGCAGUGACCGUAUGUUCUGCAUCCUGUGGAGGAGGAUCUAGAACCAUCUCCAGGACCAGGACCUGCACCAACCCACCUCCCCAACAUGGAGGACAGUCGUGUGUAGGAGCAACGUCGGCGACGUACACAGAAUCUUGCAGUACUAGCCACUGCCCAGUGCACGGAGGAUGGUCAGAGUGGGCGUCGACGGCUACCCCGUGUUCAGCAACUUGUGGGGGUGGCUCGAGGUCGGUGUCCCGGGGUCGCACCUGCACUAACCCUACUCCUGCCUAUGGUGGGGGGUACUGCGCAGGGUCUGCCAGUGAUGUGACGUCCCAAGUCUGCAAUACAGAACCAUGCCCAGAGUCCACAACAUCAGCAGCUAGUUCCGAUUGUCGGGAGGUUGUCGGGAACACGGCUGUGUACGAACAGUUCGUAAGUGGUCACGGUUGGAUGGAGAGACCAUGUCCUACUGGAACAGAGUUUCGUGUCGCCGGAUGUCGAUGUAUCGCGUCAAACGUCUCUGUCGUCCCCGCCGUCACAACCACAUCUGCGUCUGCUACCGCAGUGUGCCAACCGGAAGUGUACCUCCCUUGCAACGAUGACCUCAGCGACUACUCCGGACGUUACACCUACAUCCAGAACGAAGGCGUCACCAUCAAUGACGGUGCUGCCUCCUUCUCUCGCGACUCUGGACUCCGCAUCCCUCGUUUCUCUAACGUCGACAUCGGCAGCACGCUCGUCAUAUCUUUCUCUCUGCGGAGGGGCGAAAACACCGACAGACCACAGGCUAUCGUCAGCAAUGCCGACUGUGGUCGACAGGGGUCCAUCUACAUCAUUCAGACAUCGUCGACGGUGGAAUUCAUUUUGAGGAACAAGAAUGAGGCGGAAUGUACGCUCUCUUUGCCCUACGAAACCGUCGUGGGUUACAGGAGCCGGUCUAUGACUAACUGUAGACUGACAUUGUACGGCGGUAACAUGACGGCCAAGGUUGGAAGCAAGACUAAAAACAUUUCCUGUCCAGGUGACAUUGCCAAGAGCCAGUGCGCCAUGCAGGUGGGGCGGGGCACAGGCUAUGACAACUUUACAGGAGAAAUUGACGAGUUCACGGUGUCCAUGUGCCGCUCUGACGUCAUCGAGGCCUAGUCACGAGGCCGUCUCAGCAUGCGAACCCAGCGCGCUUUCAACACGAGCCAUGCCAGGAAUGGCCAAUUUUAUCUUAUAAGCAUUUUUAUAUAAAUGACAUUUAAAUUAUGACGUAUGGAUGAGUGUGUGAAUGUAAAGAAACGUUUUGUAUAAGAGCAUAUCAGGAUGUCACGACGUGUAGUUUACCUAAUAGAUCAGUUCGGUAUAUCCGUAGUGCGUUAUUCGAUUGAACAGUAACGUUUGCUUUCACUGCUGAGGUUCUUACGUCGAGAUUGGUAUUGUCGAGAUUUACCGGUGUCCGACUUGGUUGUUGGUUGGUUGGUUGGUUGUUUAACGCCGCACUCAGCAAUAUUACAGCUAUAUGACGGCGGUCUGUAAAAUCAUGAGCAUCGAUCCACGCAAUUGGGAUCGAUGACAUGCAUCAACCAAGUCAGCGAGCCUGACCACCCGAUCCCGUUAGUCGCCUUUUACGACAAGCAUAGUCGCCUUUUACGGCAAGCAUGGGUUGCUGAAGACCUAUUCUAGCCCGGAUCUUCACGGGUCCCGACUUAGUCACAUCAGAAGGAUGAAAUGUCAAACACUAGUAGUGCAUUGCAAAAUUAAAGAUGUCACGGAUAACGUCAUGUGGCGUCGUUCCUAAAACAGAAUGUCUGAGCUUGCGUUCCUGGAUGUGUGUAUCUGCAUCAGUAUGUAACUUCUCUUGUGUAAAUGGUUCCAUAGGAUUAAAGAAUUGUGAUUGUGAUGUGUAAAAGAUGAUGAUUAUUAUGUACUUGAUAAAUAAAAUGCUUUGCAAUUAUA